GUGCUCCUGCGGGAGGAAGUGGCCCGGCUCCAGGAGGAAGUGCACCUUCUCCGACAGAUGAAGGAGAUGCUGGCCAAGGACCUGGAGGAGUCUCAGGGCGGGAAGUGCUCCGAGGUCCUUUCAGCCACCGAGCUCCGGGUCCAGCUGGUGCAGAAGGAACAGGAGCUGGCCAGAGCCAAAGAGGCCUUACAGGCCAUGAAAGCCGACCGGAAGCGCCUGAAGGGCGAAAAGACGGACCUGGUGAGCCAGAUGCAGCAGCUGUACGCCACGCUGGAGAGCCGCGAGGAGCAGCUUCGGGACUUCAUCCGCAACUACGAGCAGCACCGCAAGGAGAGCGAGGACGCAGUCAAAGUCCUGGCCAAGGAGAAGGACCUGCUGGAGCGGGAGAAGUGGGAGCUGCGACGCCAGGCCAAGGACGCCACAGACCAUGCAGCGGCACUGCGGUCCCAGCUGGACCUCAAAGACAACCGCAUGAAGGAGCUGGAGGCUGAGCUGGCCAUGGCCAAGCAGUCCUUAGCCACACUGACCAAGGAUGUCCCCAAACGUCAUUCACUCGCCAUGCCAGGCGAGACGGUGCUCAACGGCAACCAGGAGUGGGUGGUGCAGGCGGACCUCCCACUGACCGCCGCCAUCCGGCAGAGCCAGCAGACCCUCUACCACUCACACCCUCCCCAUCCUGCAGACCGGCAAGCUGUCAGGGUGAGCCCCUGCCACUCCCGGCAGCCUUCCGUCAUCUCCGACGCGUCUGCUGCUGAAGGCGACCGGUCAUCCACACCAAGUGAUAUCAACUCGCCACGGCACCGGACGCACUCCCUCUGCAACGGCGACAGUCCCGGCCCGGUUCAGAAGAACCUGCACAACCCUAUUGUACAGUCACUAGAGGAUCUUGAAGACCAAAAACGGAAAAAGAAGAAAGAGAAGAUGGGAUUCGGGUCCAUCUCCCGCGUCUUCGCCAGAGGGAAGCAGCGGAAGUCCCUGGACCCGGGGCUCUUUGAUGGUACCGCCCCCGAUUAUUACAUAGAGGAGGACGCGGACUGGUGAUACCCGCCGCCCUUCGCCUGCUGCCCGCGGGCAUGUCUGUGCGUGUGGACGAGCGAGUGUGCAAGCAUGCGUGGGAGUGCGGGCCCGAGUGGGGUGUGUGCCUGCGUGUGUGUGUGCACGUGUGCCCUCGCACGCGUGGGGGUGCGUGUGGCCGAGCGCCUCAACCAGGCGGAAACACAAGUGUGACCCCUCCCUCCGCGUCGCCAUCUCUGUAAUUGAUGUACAUAAUGCAAGCCGUGUGUGACUAUGUCAACUGUUGUCUCCGAGCGACACUGUUGUGUU
Molecule: messenger RNA, 1323 nt
Organism: Castor canadensis (American beaver)
Lineage: Eukaryota; Metazoa; Chordata; Mammalia; Rodentia; Castoridae
Source: RefSeq, a predicted model, not a curated record